CCUCGCUCUAGAUAGGUGCCUGGCUGCCUCACGAAGCACCAUUGAAUUGGCGCCAGCAGAACUCGACAGAUUCAGAAUCUGACAGAAGUUAGAUUUCAGUGCUCCUACAAUCCGCUUUCAGAAUGCAACAACACUAGCUGGCGCAGUGGCGGCAUUGGGCUCACUUUCUCGCGAACGGCCAGAAUCUGGCCUGACUAAACUAUUGCUCUUUGACAAACAGGCAGCAAAAAGUUGCAUUCGAUACACGUUCUGAAUUUGACAGCAGACGACGCAAUUACAUUGCUGCCUUGGUUGCUGAUUGAUCGUUCAAUUUCGAAGACAAUAGCUCAUCCAAGCUCAUCUACAGAGAAUCCAUCUCAGAUUCGCAGUGAUUCAAUCAAACCGUAUGCAACCUGAGUUUGUGUUUGGUUGAUUACAAAGUCGGCUGGGGCUGGACCCUAUUGAAAAGAUCAAGGGAGCCGCAAGGCAUCUGAUUGUAGGCAAAAUGACAGAUCUGUUGUAUUGCCGGGACGUAGCUUCUGGCACACAGUGUCUCCUCGACACUGGCAAGCGCGCAACUCACAGGAUACUCCUACAGAAUAAGCUCUGCACGCUCCGAUUCCGGCACAAUGUGGGACCUCUUAAUCCCUCAUUGCAGAAAUUGAAUGCGCAAAGAAAGGUCCAUCGAAGGAGGUUUCAAGUGACGGCGGAGAGCAAAGACCCCGGUAGGAAAUCAAAGCUGAGCUUCGGUGAUCAGUUGCUGGAUUACAUUGAGGGGGGGCCAAAGCUGCGAAAGUGGUACGGUCAAGAAGAGGCGGCGCCGCGGGACGGUGGAAUUGAAGAAGGAAAACCGGCACCCCUCCCCAAGCAAACGUACUCGGGCCCUAAAGACGCCAUCCUAGUUACCGACGCCGACAGCCCCACCGGCCAGCUCGUCGUUCUUUCCCUCAUCCUCGCGCGAAAGCGCGUCCGAGCGCUCGUCCGAGAUGCCAAAGAAGCAAAAGCCUCUUUCGGACCGUACGUAGAACCGAUCGUUGGCGAAGUGAAAGAUGGGGAAAGCGUGGAGAAAGCGAUGGGGGAGGGGGUGCGAGCGGUGAUUGUGACAACUAGAGUCGGGAGCGUCGUGGACGUGGCCAGGAGGGCGGGCGUCGAGCAUAUUGUGCUGCUGUCACAGGUCGGGACCUCGAAACAGAAGGAUGGCGGCGGCUUGUGGGGCUUCAAAUCAUUGCGGGGCUACCUAGACGAUGAGGCCAGCGUGGCGGGGAGCGGCGUUCCGUACACGAUCGUGAGAGCCGGGAAGCUGACGGACCAACCGGGGGGCCAAACCGGAAUCUCCUUUGGGCAGGGCGACAUCUUAAGGGGUACAAUUAGCCGAGAGGACGCCGCAGCUAUUUGUGUUCAAGCCCUAGAAACCAUUCCUGCUUCGGCUCUCGUUUUUGAGGCCGUGAGCGACAAGCAAACGGCGUCCGUAGAAAUUGGAGAAGCCAUCAAAGGCCUUGUUGGGGAGGUUCUUUCAUGAACACGGUUGCUUUUGAUAGUUUGCUAUUGUCAAAAUGGGCGGAAGACAGGAUGAUGUCCACUUCAGGCAAUCUACGGUGCAGAGAGCCCAGAUCCGCUGUACUUUCAAUCUCAUUCGUCACGAGAAUCUCAUACUCACUGAUAUCCAUUUCCCGAGCUUUGACAUCCAACGCCCACUUUGAGCAUCUGUUGUGCGAUUGCUGACCACGGGGCACCUAUAAGAGCCAGUUUCGUGCGGAUCAAUUGAAUGUGAGAUGGAGCGAUUGGAGUGUUCCGCCGACCAUAAGCAAACCUUUAUUCGGUCCCAAACG
Klebsormidium nitens is the source of this 1808-nucleotide messenger RNA. The record is from the annotation of a GenBank genome assembly. NCBI's taxonomy places the organism in Eukaryota, Viridiplantae, Streptophyta, Klebsormidiophyceae, Klebsormidiales, Klebsormidiaceae.